GAAUUCACCCCCCCCCCCCUCGUAAUGUGUUUAUAUGUGCGCCAAUGUUUACUCUCUCCCCACUGGACGUGACACCCGCCUCUUAUUGUAACUGCUUCGCCACUUAAUACGUCAAGUUGGUCACGUGACGGCUCACCUAGCGACCUCCCUCGAGGUAACUUAUCCGGCCCGGUGCCAUGUUUGACUUUUUUCUGCCCGUUGUUGUUUUAAGUGCGUUCUGACCGCUUGUUUGUCUUCUGCGUUGUUGUGAGAGGCGCUAGACCACGAUGGAGCUCCUUGUGCUGUAUCUUGCGAUCUUCCUUCCUCACCUGGCGUCUUCGGUGGUCCAAGAAGUGAGGAUAGUAGACGGAGGCACUGAGAAUGAGGGAAGAAUAGAGCUGCGGGACGGACAACAGUGGUACGCCGUGUGCGGCGCUGACUGGUCUGGGAACGAGGCUGCCGUGGCCUGCCGACAGCUCGGCUUCGGCGGAGUGAAGUCGUCCGUCGGCCUCACUUCGUCAUUCUUCGGGAAAGGCUCGUUCCCAAUAUACAGUACCUCCUUCACAUGCGCAGCGUCAGGAGACGUGUUAAGUCUGACCAACUGUAACACCUUCAGCAGCACCUGUGCGCCUAACUCUGACGUCGCCGGAGCUGUGUGUUUAGAGAAGAUCCGGCUGUGGGGCGGGCCUGUGCCGCACCAGGGCCGGCUGGAGUUCUCCAGUAGAGACGGCAUCUGGACUCCGGUGUGCGGCACCAAGUGGGGAGAGGAGGAGUUCAGGGUCGCUUGUCGUCAUCUGGGAUUCCCCGGACUCGUGACGGGAGUCUGGGCACGAGAUCACUUCCCGAACGUCACCGGUGACAUCGUGCGGUACUCACCCUCGUGCGCUGGGAACGAGAACACGCUGUGGGACUGCGACCCUCAGCUGGACACGUGCACACAUUAUGACGACAUCGGGAUCCUCUGUGAAGCUUCAGUUCGGUUGGCGGGAGGGUCGUCUCGUGCCCAGGGUCGUGUGGAGAUCUACCAUAACGGAGACUGGGGAACGAUCUGUGACAGCCCCAGCAGACCGUCCUGGGAACGAUGGUGGCGGGACAAGCAGGCCAGGGUCGUGUGUCAGGAGCUCGGCUACCUGUCUGCAGACGACGUGUACGCGCCUGGUAGCUAUGGCGACGGAAGCCCGCUCCCGGUGUGGUUGAGCAAGGUAACCUGCCCAAACAACAACGAAAGGCGACUGAAAGACUGCAGCUACGACUACUGGGGUCUGCGAGGCGGUGACGUCAGCUCCUGUUCCCAUGGUUACGCGGUGGCGCUCAAGUGUUCCACAGGUGGGACGACGACUAACCCCAACUCCUCCAGUUCUAGCCAAGCUGUUCACAUUCCCGGCAUCACCCCCACCGAUCCACCAGACUUGGAAACACAGAACACAGCAAUGCCUUCUGGGAUGUCCAACUCUCCAUCACUAGAUCAGCCGAGAACACAAUCGAAAUCCCCUUCAGAGAGCGGCGCGCCUCCUGCAGUCAAAAACGAGAACGGUACGUACAACGAUGUCGCUGAACGAGCGGCUACGAAAUUACCCCCAGAGGUUAUGUACAGGGAAAACAACGCGACUCCGAACUUCGUUUACUUCUCCACGCGGCGGCCUCCUGACGGGAGCGACGUGAAUUACAGCACCAUCGCCCAACUCGAGGCAGCCAGAGCAGCAAACCAUGCGCUGCACUUACCAUCCCAGAGGAAAGGUGGCGCCGCUGCACUGGAGCAGACACCAGACUUUGCUUAUUCAGUGGGCAGAGACAACAGAGAAGUAGACAGACGGAGGGACAGUCAUGAAAUUGAAAGGCAGACACCACCAGCAUCAUUGGACAACUACCAUGCUUAUGAAUCGAUAAACAGAGACAGUGCCGGGAACAUCCCCUAUCCUCGGAGAGUGUCCUAUGAGUGUGUUGUUGUCAAUGACCAGUCUGAUUAGCUAAAGACUAAGGUUCUCCCAUACAAGAAAAUAUGUACAGUAGGCUCCAGCCCUGAGGCGUCGCCAAAAACUGUGUCUGUGUAUCAAAUUUACUUUAUGUUGCAGUAGUACAUUGUACUAAGGAUGUUUUGUGUGGUAUGUUUGCACAUGCAGCAAGUAUUUUGUACCCUACCAAACACCAAAGCUGGUCAAUAUAUUACGAGUUGUGUGCCCAGCCGUCUCCUCCAAAUGAGAUGCCAUACACAAACCUGAAAAUGUAUGGUGCUGGUUGAGCACUAGCACACAUAUGAUAAUGUACAUGUACACUGCACAUACAUGUACAUUAUAAUUCAUAUAUAAUAAUGUCUGUAUUGGCUACAAGUUUCAGUGUUAUACACAGAACACUGAAGCGAUAGGAACACUGAACUGUGGAACCCAUUAUCAAAUUCAGUGUUCUUGGAAUUACACAGUACUAAGUUGGAGUUAGAUAAGCUAUGACAAAACUGACAAUCAAUCCAUGUCUUUCCACAAGUGGAAACCUUGCAGAUGAACAACAUGUAUACAAUUACUUGCAUACCUGGUGACUUGUUUCGAAUAGCUAUGUCAGCAUGUGCAUAUGUAAAAACAGUACGAUUCCAUACCUUUCUUCAGUUCUUUUAUUUCACACUGAAGUGAAUGUUCUUGAACAUUCUUUAAGAAGUGUUAUAGUUGUACAUUCUGUCUGUUGCCAAAAAUUGUUAGGAAGGUAUCUGUAUCUGUAGAUACAAACAUGUACGUAAAUCAAUAUGCGAAAGAUUGAACUUGGAAGGGAAUAAAGAAGAUUUAUUUCUGCAAAAUA
This is a messenger RNA of Branchiostoma floridae (Florida lancelet), 2763 nucleotides long. RefSeq names its product deleted in malignant brain tumors 1 protein-like. The record is from RefSeq and is a predicted model, not a curated record. NCBI's taxonomy places the organism in Eukaryota, Metazoa, Chordata, Leptocardii, Amphioxiformes, Branchiostomatidae. Gene Ontology annotation, cellular component: membrane.